AUGAAUGAAAAUCCCUGCUUUUCCACCCUCAACAUGGCAGGACUACAACUCAUGACCCCAGCUUCCUCUCCAAUGGGUCCUUUUUUUGGACUACCAUGGCAACAAGAAGCAAUUCAUGAUAACAUUUACACACCAAGAAAAUAUCAGGUGGAACUCCUGGAAGCAGCUCUGGAUCACAAUACUAUUGUCUGUUUGAACACUGGCUCAGGGAAGACUUUUAUUGCAGUGCUACUCAUUAAAGAACUUUCUUAUCAGAUCCGGGAAGACUUCAACAAAAAAGGAAAAAGAACAGUAUUUUUGGUUAAUUCCGCAAACCAAGUUGCUCAGCAAGUAUCAACUGUUAAGACACAUUCUGAUCUCAAAGUGGGAGAGUAUUCAAGUUUGGAAAUAACAGAAGCAUGGACAAAAGAAAGAUGGAACCAGGAAUUUGCAAAGUAUCAGGUUCUGGUUAUGACCUGUCAAAUCGCUUUGAAUGUUUUAAAAAAUGAACAUUUAGCCCUCUCAAACAUUAAUCUCCUUAUUUUUGAUGAGUGCCAUCUUGCAAUCCAGGAUCAUCCUUAUAGAGAAAUUAUGAAGCUUUGUGAGAGUUGUCCAUCCUGUCCUCGAAUCUUGGGAUUAACCGCUUCCAUUUUAAAUGGAAAAUGUGAUCCGGCAGAGUUAGAGGAGAAGAUUCAGAAACUGGAGAAAAUUUUAAAGAGCAGUGCUGAAACAGCAACUGAUUUAGUAGUUUUGGACAGAUAUACUUCUCAGCCAUGUGAGAUUGUGGUGGAUUGCGGACCAUACUCUGACAAAAGUGGGCUCUAUGAAAGACUGUUAACAGAGUUGGACGAUGCGCUUAGCUUUCUGAAUGAUUGCAACAUAUCUGUACAUUGUAGAGAGAAAGAUUCUAUCUUAAUUUCUAAGCAGAUACUGUCAGACUGCCGGGCAGUGUUGCUUGUUCUGGGACCGUGGUGUGCAGAUAAAGUAGCUGGGAUGAUGGUGAGAGAGCUACAGAAGUACAUUAAGCAUGAGCAAGAGGAGCUGCACAGGAAAUUUUUAUUGUUUACAGAUACUUUCCUAAGGAAAAUUCAUGCACUCUGUGAAGAGCACUUCUCACCUGCCUCACUUGACCUGAAAUUUGUAACCCCAAAAGUAAUAAAACUGCUUGAAAUCUUGCGCAAAUAUAAACCCUAUGAACGGCAACAAUUUGAAAGUGUUGAGUGGUAUAAUAAUAGGAAUCAAGAUAAUUAUGUAUCUUGGAGUGAUUCUGAGGAUGAUGAUGAGGAUGAAGAAAUAGAAGAGAAAGAGAAGACAGAGACUAACUUUCCUUCUCCGUUUACCAAUAUUUUAUGUGGAAUUAUUUUUGUGGAACGAAGAUACACUGCAGUUGUUUUAAACAGGUUGAUAAAAGAAGCUGGCAAACAAGACCCAGAGCUGGCUUACAUCAGCAGCAAUUUUAUAACUGGACAUGGCAUUGGAAAGAAUCAGCCCCGUAGCAAACAGAUGGAAAUAGAAUUCCGAAAGCAGGAAGAGGUUCUUAGAAAAUUUCGAGCACAUGAAACCAACUUGCUAAUUGCAACUAGUAUUGUAGAAGAGGGUGUUGACAUACCAAAAUGCAAUUUGGUGGUUCGUUUUGAUUUGCCCACAGAAUAUCGUUCCUAUGUGCAAUCCAAAGGAAGAGCCAGGGCACCAAUCUCAAACUACAUUAUGUUAGCUGAUUCAGACAAAAUCAAAUGUUUUGAAGAAGAUCUUAAAACCUAUAAAGCAAUUGAGAAGAUUCUGAGGAACAAAUGCUCGAAAUCUGUUGAUAUUAGUGAAACAGAAAAUGAGCCUAUUAUAGAUGAUGAUGACAUCUUCCCACCAUAUGUGUUGAGGCAAGAAGAUGGUGGUCCAAGAGUCACAAUAAACACUGCUAUUGGGCACAUUAAUCGGUAUUGUGCUAGAUUACCAAGUGAUCCAUUUACUCAUCUGGCUCCGAAGUGUAAAACUAGAGAGCUUCUUGAUAACACAUUUUAUGCAACACUUUAUCUGCCUAUCAAUUCUCCUCUUCGAGCAUCAAUAGUCGGUCCUCCAAUGAGUUGUGCGAGAUUAGCAGAAAGAGUUGUCGCUCUUAUUUGUUGUGAAAAAUUGCAUAAAAUUGGUGAACUAGAUGAUCACUUGAUGCCUGUUGGAAAAGAAACAGUAAAAUAUGAAGAGGAACUUGAUUUGCAUGAUGAAGAAGAAACCAGCGUUCCAGGAAGGCCAGGUUCUACAAAACGAAGGCAGUGCUACCCUAAAGCUAUUCCAGAAUGUUUGAGGAACAGUUAUCCCAAACCUGAUCAACCCUGUUACCUUUAUGUAAUUGGUAUGGUCUUAACUACUCCUCUACCUGAUGAGCUCAACUUCAGAAGACGAAAGCUAUAUCCUCCCGAAGAUACUACAAGAUGUUUUGGAAUACUGACAGCCAAACCUAUACCUCAGAUUCCUCAUUUUCCUGUAUAUACCCGCUCAGGAGAAGUGACUAUAUCUAUUGAGUUAAAGAAAUCAAGUUUCACUUUAUCGUUACAAAUGCUUGAGUUAAUCACACGACUUCACCAAUAUAUAUUCUCUCACAUUCUUCGACUUGAAAAACCUGCACUAGAAUUCAGACCCACUGAUGCUGAUUCAGCCUAUUGUGUUCUACCUCUUAAUGUUGUUGAUGGCUCCAGCACUUUGGACAUUGAUUUUAAAUUCAUGGAAAAUAUUGAGAAAUCAGAAGCUCGUACUGGCAUUCCCAGUACACAAUAUACAAAAGAAUCACCAUUCAUUUUUAAAUUGGAGGAUUACCAGGAUGCAGUUAUCAUUCCAAGGUAUCGAAAUUUUGACCAGCCUCAUCGAUUCUAUGUUGCUGAUGUCUACACAGAUCUUACACCAUUGAGCAAAUUUCCUUCACCAGAAUAUGAAACAUUUGCUGAAUAUUAUAAAACAAAGUACAACCUUGAUCUGACCAAUCUCAACCAGCCAUUGCUGGAUGUGGACCACACAUCUUCAAGACUUAAUCUUUUGACUCCUCGGCAUUUGAAUCAGAAGGGGAAAGCUCUUCCAUUAAGCAGUGCAGAGAAACGGAAAGCAAAGUGGGAAAGUCUGCAAAAUAAGCAGAUUUUGGUUCCAGAACUCUGCGCUAUACAUCCUAUUCCAGCAUCACUGUGGAGAAAAGCAGUUUGUCUCCCUAGUAUUCUUUAUCGUCUUCACUGCCUUUUGACAGCUGAGGAACUCAGAUCUCAAACAGCUAUUGAUGCUGGUGUAGGAGUCAAGUCACUUCCUAUGGAUUUCAGAUAUCCUAACCUGGACUUUGGAUGGAAAAAAUCAAUUGAUAGCAAAUCCUUCAUCUCUGCUCCUAAUUCCUCUCUAGAAGAGAAUGAAAAUUAUUGUAAGCACAGUGCAAUUAUAGUCCCUGAAAAUGCUGCACAUCAAGGUGCUAUUAAAACCUCCUCCGCAGAUAAGCAUGACCAAAUGUCUGUGAACUAUAGAGCAUUGAUAGAGUCACCUAGCAAACUCCAAAAGGAUGUCUCAGUAGAACUGACAACAACUAACGGUGUUUCUUACAAUAAAAAACUUGCCAACGGCAAUUGUGACAUACCUAACAGAGAGAUUUGCCAAGAAAAUCAGCUAAAUUACUGCAGGCAAGAAAUACCUGUACAAUCAACUACCUCGUAUCCUAUUCAAAAUUUAUACAACAAUGAGAACCAGCUCAAGUUCAGCAAUGAAUGUACUCUGAGUAAUAAAUAUCUUGAUGGAAAUGCUAACAAAUCUACCUCAGAUGAUUGUCCCAAAAUGGCAGUGACCACCAGUGCUUCGGAAGGUUGCAAGCCUUCAGAAGAAAGCAUGGAUUCUGUAACAAGCUCUUCCAGUGGUUAUUCCUCAAGAACCCUUGGUCCAAACCCUGGUCUCAUUCUUCAGGCAUUGACUCUUUCAAAUGCUAGUGAUGGAUUUAAUCUGGAACGGCUUGAAAUGCUUGGUGAUUCAUUUUUAAAACAUGCCAUCACUACAUACUUGUUUUGCACUUAUCCUGAUGCUCAUGAGGGACGCCUGUCGUAUAUGAGAAGCAAAAAAGUCAGCAAUUGUAACCUGUAUCGUCUUGGAAAAAAGAAAGGGCUUCCUAGUCGCAUGGUAGUGUCUAUAUUUGAUCCUCCGGUGAACUGGCUUCCUCCUGGUUACAUAGUAAACCAAGACAAGAGUAAUGCAGACAAAUGGGGAAAAGAUGAAAUGACAAAAGAGGGCUUACUGUCUAAUGGAAAACAUGAUUAUGAUGAUGACGACGAUGACGAUGACUUAAUGUGGCGAGUACCCAAGGAAGAAACUGAGUUUGAAGAUGACUUUUUGGAAUAUGAUCAGGAGCAUAUCAAAUUUAUUGACAAUAUGUUAAUGGGUUCUGGAGCAUUUGUGAAGAAAAUAUCACUGUCUCCAUUUUCACCUGCUGAUAGCAGUUACGAAUGGAAAGCACCCAAAAAAUCAUCUUUGACUAAUGUUCAAUUUUCAUCAGAUUUUGAUGAUUUUGACUAUAGCUCAUGGGAUGCAAUGUGCUACUUAGAUCCUAGCAAAGCUGUUGAAGAGGAUGAUUUUGUUGUAGGUUUCUGGAAUCCAUCAGAGGAAAACUGUGGUAUUGAUGCUGGAAAACAAUCUAUCUCAUAUGAUUUGCAUACAGAACAGUGCAUUGCUGACAAAAGCAUUGCAGACUGUGUAGAAGCCCUUUUGGGAUGUUAUCUGACCAGCUGUGGGGAAAGAGCUGCCCAGCUUUUCCUCUGUUCAUUGGGUCUGAAAGUGCUUCCAGUUAUUAAAAAAACUGAGUGGGACAAUGUUCAGUACUCUUACAGAGAUCAUUUUAAUAGCCAACAGAAGCAUUCUUCAGCAAACUGUAUUUCUGCCUCUUUAGCUAAUCAAGAAUCUUCUCACUAUAAAGACUUGGUAUAUGGCUGUUUAAAGAUUCCUCCAAGAUGCAUGUUUGAUCAUCCAGAUGCUGAGACAACUUUAAAUCAUCUUAUAUCAGGCUUUGAAAACUUUGAGAAAAAGAUUAACUACAGUUUUAAGAACAAGGCUUAUCUACUUCAGGCAUUUACUCAUGCCUCGUAUCAUUACAACACCAUUACUGAUUGUUACCAGCGGUUAGAAUUUCUGGGAGAUGCAAUUUUGGACUACCUCAUAACUAAGCACCUUUACGAAGACCCACGACAGCAUUCACCAGGAGUCCUAACAGACCUGAGAUCGGCUCUCGUUAACAACACCAUCUUUGCCUCACUGGCUGUAAAAUAUGACUACCACAAAUAUUUCAAAGCUGUUUCUCCUGAGCUGUUUCAUGUUAUUGAUGAUUUUGUACAGUUUCAAAUGGAAAAGAAUGAAAUGCAAGGAAUGGAUUCUGAGCUUCGAAGAUCUGAAGAGGAUGAAGAAAAAGAAGAAGAUAUAGAAGUACCAAAGGCUAUGGGAGAUAUAUUUGAGUCCCUUGCUGGUGCAAUUUACAUGGAUAGUGAAAUGUCUCUGGAAAUGGUUUGGCAAGUGUACUAUCCAAUGAUGAGGCCAUUAAUAGAAAAAUUCUCGGCAAAUGUGCCCCGUUCGCCAGUAAGAGAGCUGUUGGAAAUGGAGCCAGAGACAGCCAAAUUUAGUCCUGCCGAAAGAACUUAUGAUGGAAAGGUUAGAGUAACAGUGGAAGUUGUAGGAAAGGGGAAGUUCAAAGGUGUUGGAAGAAGCUAUCGGAUUGCCAAAUCAGCAGCAGCAAGAAGAGCUCUACGAAGCCUCAAAGCAAAUCAACCUCAGGUUCCGAAUAGCUGAGACAUCUUCUUAAAAAACAAAUAUACCAUAAAGAGAAAUUUUUAAAAUAUAUAUAUGUGUUGAGAGGAAAAAACUGAAGACAGCAAUUAAAUUUUGGUAAUAAAGUAGUUAACAACAUUAACAUGUAUACAUAAUUUUGGAACUAAUUGUAGUUAUAAGGUGGGGUUUUUUUUUUUGUUUUUGUUUUUGUUUUUGCGCAAACACAAUCUUGUCUUCUUUCCUCACUUCUGCUUUGUUUAAUCACAAGAGUGCUUUAAUAUUUAGCAAAUGUUCAAAUCAAUUGUCAGGUCCUUUGGUUUACUUUUCCACUACAGUACAGGUUUGCUUUGCUUAGCUUAAAGGCCAGGGAGCCAUGUCUCUUGUGAGAUAAAUAUCUGUAUCUCUACUUCUAUCUAGAAAUAUAGAUAUAUCUUGAAAUUCCUUUAAUCUGUGCACUAGUGCCAGUCACAAAGCAGUUAUAAACUGUGCUGGAUAAUAUGGUGUAAAAAUAAGUGUGCCAGUAUUGUCCUUGUUCUUUUCCAUGUCAUCUUUGCAUUAAGAUGGCAUUCCUAAUCAUUAUUGCACUUAUUUCUUAGGGACAGGUUUUUAAUUGAAAUGUCUUGCAUUCAAUAGAAUUUUAAAUUGAUGCCACAUAGUCUUGCAUUAAAGGUUCUUGCCUUAAAAAUACAUACACCCUCAAAAUUAGAAAACUUUCAGUUUUUUAAUCUCUUUGGAACAAACUGUAUUAUAUUCCCUCCACUUUUAGAAUGCAUUUUGCAAUGAUAAAUCUCUGUAUUUACAGUACUUGUUAGUUUAGCUGUGACUUAACUUAUUACGCAAGUAAUAGAAUUGUAUUCAUAUAUACGUAGUGAGGUUAUUUUUAACAUUUCAAAGGAAAUUAUUAGUACAGAGUUUAUUUGAUAUUGCAAAGGAAAUGUUUCUUCUUAAUUUACAUUGUUAAGAAACCAGAGUCUAGACUGAGCAGUGUCCAUUACUCUUGUAGAACUUCCUUUCACUUCAAGGGGCUUAUGCAGGAGAUUUUCUUGGUGGAUUACUGCCAUGAUUUACUGGAACUUAGUAAUGAUAAUUGCACAGUGUGAACUGUUGCUUUUUUUAAAAAGAAAUAAGAACCUUUGACAUAUCGCACCUAAAAUAUGCUGCAGUUUUUUAUUGGAUACCUAUUUAACAAAUAGAGCACCUUUACACCUUUAAAAGCAAUUUCCACAUAAUUCUUACUGUACUUUUCAGAGUUGCAUGCAUAUUUCACCUACCAAAGCUGUGCUGUUAAAAUGCCAUGGAAGUUGUUGUGUGAGAGAAACUGCCAUACUUUUGAUACAUCUGGGACUUAGGUUCUUUAAUGUAGAGUGACUAGCUUAUUAUUGUUGUUUAAGUUGAUAUGAAAUCGUAAAUUGUUAGGCUAUGCCUCAAUUUCUUUAUACAUUUGUAGGCACCCUUCACUUAAAUACCUCAGUUCUUUGUUCUUUUUAUGUCUUUUUUCUCCUUUUUUGCAUGCAUCGUUUUUUGUUUGUUUGUUUUUGGUGCUAUGUGUAUGUAUUAUGCUUGAAAUUUUAAUUUUUGCACUGUAACUAUAAUACCUCUUAAUUUACCUUUAUAAAAAGCUGUGGGUCAUCUUGCACUCCCACCAAUAUCAAUAGAGGUUUGCUGCAAUUUUACCCCUGUUAAUUAUGCUUGAAGUUUGAGAGAACUGAGCAGAGUUUUUAAUGUUUUCCAGCACGGUGGUUUACUCUUGACACUAUUUUAAGUGCUAAAUUACAGAUAAUCCUAUUCUCCACAUUUAAAGACACACACAUCCCUUUCCACACAAGCAUAUUCAUUCAAACUGUAAAGAGGAUAAACAUCUGGCUUAUCUUUGUGAAGAAUAGAAUCAUAACUUAGUGAGAAAAAAAAUUAAAUUAAAUUUCAGGAUUUAAUUUUGAGUGACAGAUACCUUGUUUAAAUUCAUAAUAAUGAAUCAAAAUAAUAUUUGUGUGCAGCUUAAUUCAAUGAGAGAAUAAAAUGCAUGGAAGUUCAUACAAGUUUUAGUAUGUGUACAGCACAACCAUUUCAGACAGAUGAAGAAGCAGGGUUUUUUUCAGCUUUAUAAUAAUCUGUUCUUCAUUUCAGCAUGAAUGGUUACCAUUGACGUUCAAAAAGUUAAAUCUCUCUCUCUCUCUCUCUCUCUCUCUCUCUCUCUCUCUCUCUCUCUCCCUCCCUCCCUCCCUCCCUCUCCCUCUCCCUCUCCCUCUCCCUCCCCAAGAGAGAGAGAGAGUGAGACUGUAUAUUGGAUUAUGGAUAUAUGCUAUGGCAUUGAAACAAGACUUAAUUCCCCCACUGCCUCUGACUCUCUAGUUGGUUAUAUUCAUAUUCAUGUAUCAUAUUUCCCCUUUCAAUGAAGGGGUUCAUAUAAGAUCUCUUUAUGGAACAAUAACACUGUAAAGAUGAUUUUAAAAUAAAUAUUGUUAAAUUCACCAUUGUGGCUCAGAGUAAACAUAACAGUAGUAAAUAAUUGUUACUAAAAUGGUUUUUUCCAGGAAUCUUUUUCCUGGUUUUUUCCAGAUUAGCUUUUAAAAAUAUUCAUACAGUUUUUUUAAAAAAUAACAUGUAUUAUCCCAAUCACAUAUAUAAACUUUUGUGGUUUUGUAAAAUGCCAUACCCAAAAUACAAUCCAAAUAUAUUCAAUAAACACAUUUCAUACUUGAAUACUUUCAAAGAAUAGGAUAUUACAUGAUGGCAAUUGAAGUCUGAUAAUUAAAUUCCCUAAUCUAAAGCUAUUCAGUGCCUCCAUAAUGCAACAAGCCAUGUAAUUGAAAUUACUGAGUAGAGACCAAUUAUAAAUCUGGGUCCUGCUGCUGUGCAUGUCUGUGUACAGUACCGCAAUGUCUCUGUUCUGUCUUAGUUCAUUGUGUUACAUUUAACACAAAACCCACACUCAAAAUUUUGAUCUUGUACAACUGUUUUUCCUUUCCUAGAAAAUACAAUUGGGUAUUUGGGUGGUAUUUUUGAAACCUAAAUUUGAAAAUUAGGACCGAUAUUUUUUUAUGCACCGCAAGCAUGAGAUGAAAGGGACUGUUGCAAACCUGUCUUCAAAUUGUAUAACACAGAUUCGUCAUGUAGACAACUGAGGGGUUAAAUGGCAUAAAUGUAUUUUCAGAUGUUUGCCUAUAUGUUAAACUGUCUUGCUUACGGUCCUCCUAACUAUGUUGCAUUUUUAAAUUUUUAUUAUGGCUUUGUUUUGUGCUAUUCUGUUCAUGUAGCACAAGUAAUCAUUGCACUUGGUACCAUGCUUUACCUCAUUUCAAGGAGAAAUACCCUUUAAACAGAAAAUAUGGUUUGGGGCUUGCUGCUGUUUUGGUUUACUGAAUUUGAAUAAGAACACUAGAGUGUUUGCAGUAUGUCAGUUAACUUACAGAAAUGAAAAAGGCCAUUUGGUGUUGGUUUCCUAUGGCAUGUUAGUAUUUUUGUUUCAUUUAAAUGACUGACUAGUGAAAAAUUUCCAUGGAGCCCUUUGUAUGAUUAGAAGAUACUGCCUCAAGUGUGCUCCUGCAUUUUAUAAGAUUUCUUUCAGUUGCAGCUGGUGAUGCUUUAUGCCAUAGUUUUUGGAAGUUUCUCAUCUCCAUAUGAGUAUAUAUUUCGGUUGAUACAGGAGGCUGCAACAGAAAGGAGUUGAGAGGAGUACCUUUGCAUGAACAGAAUCUUGCUAAAUGCUUCCCUCUAUAUCACUUAUUUUUUUUAUUUCUUAUACCACAUUUUUAUUUUUGAUAAAACGGUUGAAUGUUACAUUUAACUUUGAUUUACUCUCCUUGAUGUAAAUUCACUUGUCUACAUGAUGGUCACUUACAUUUCUCCUUCAUUUUGGAUGUGAAAGGAUCUGAUAACUUUUUAUAAAAGUUCUUCUCAGUGUAACUCUUGGUUCUGUUCUGCUCUAAAUAGGCCCACAUCUAUAAGUGGUAUAAAGUAAUGGUAAAGGCCUUUUCAAAUUGGAAGUUAUUUGACCAUACUAAAGCCAUGCACUAUUCUUCUAUAUUCUUCAAUGAACAUAGUAGAAUUAGUUGUAUGUGACUAAUGAACACAAGGUUGAAUCAAAGUUGAAUCAAUCAUAUUGAUGGCAAAUUUCAUGUUCAGUAAAGAAAGAUUUGAUAAUUAUAUAAUUUUUAUUUAAAAAUGUAUAAUUUACAGCGAUAAAAUAUAACCGAAACCUAACAGCAUUUACCAGCAGAAAUCUGAUAACAGAUCUCCAGGGGGUCAGUGUAGAAUACAAAACAGUAGCCACAAUGUAUUUGAAGAAUAAUUCUACAUAUAUCUGUUUGUCUCCAAGUCUGCUUAUAGGUUUCCUCUACUUGUUUGUGUUUUAUAAUUUGGAUAACCAUAGACUGUUUAAACUGAUGUCAUUCAUGUAACUGGUUUACUAUAAAAGGAAGUUAUAUGGAGAAACAGAAGUUGGAAAAAAGUUGAAAAUUGCAGGCUUUUAAACUGUUAACAGUUUGACUUGAAAAUGGUUAAAAUCAAGUAGAAUGAAUAACAUAAUUUUAUGGACAAUAAAAGAUUCCCGUCACAUGCUGCAGCUGUCUUAAGGGACAUAAAAUGUAAUUCAUUCAUACUGUAAUCAUGCUGCAGGAAUUUGCAGUCUGCACCUUAUGGAUCACAGUUACCUUUAAUAUUUUUUUUGUAAAAUUGUAGCUGAAUCUAUCCCCAAUAAAGUUAUGUUCUGUUCA
Molecule: messenger RNA, 10451 nt
Organism: Pantherophis guttatus
Lineage: Eukaryota; Metazoa; Chordata; Lepidosauria; Squamata; Colubridae
Source: RefSeq, a predicted model, not a curated record